GCCGCCGCCCCCCGCCUGGGCGUCCCCCGCCGCCCGCGCUCCGCGCCCGCCACCGCGCCCCGCGGGGCCGCUCCGCCGCCGGCUGCGGGCAGGGGGGCCCGGCCAGUGCCGCCGCCGCCUCCCCCCCCUCCGCGGGAUGCGGAACGGGGACCGCCGCCGCCGCCGCCCGCCGUGGAUUUCGGGGACCCACGGGAGGCGUUCCGCAGCAAGAGCAGCGCCGAGCUGCUGCGCGGGCUGCUGGUGCUGGGGCUGUGCGCCGUCGGGCCGCUGGUGGAGCACAACCGGGAGCUGCUGCAGCUGUGCCAGCGGGUGCUGGGGCAGGCGCUGUUCGAGCGGCUGAUGAAGAUGACCUUCUACGGGCAGUUCGUGGCGGGGGAGGACCAGGAGGCCAUCAAACCGCUCAUCCGGCGGAACCAGGCCUUCGGCGUGGGCGCCGUGCUGGACUACAGCGUGGAGGAGGACCUGAGCGCCGAGGAGGCCGAGCGCAAGGAGCUGGACUCCUGCACCUCUGCAGCCGAGAAGGAGAUGGGAGGAGCAGAACAAAGGGAGAAGCAAUACCGAGCCCAUCCGGGAUUUGGGGAUCGCCGCGGUGGGGUCAUCAGUGCCCGCACAUAUUUCUACGCCGACGAGGCCAAGUGCGACCAGCACAUGGAGACUUUCCUCCGCUGCAUCGAUGCCUCAGGUGGCAGCUCAGAGAACGGCUUCUCGGCCAUCAAGCUGACAGCGCUGGGCAGACCUCAGUUCCUGCUGCAGUUCUCAGAGGUGCUGGUGAAGUGGCGGAGGUUCUUCCACCAAAUGGCUGCGGAGCAGGGCCAGGCUGGGCGGGCAGCGCUGGAGAUGAAGCUGGAGGCGGAGAAGCUGCAGGAGGCCCUGGCAAACCUCGGCAUCGCGACCAAGGCGGAGAGCCAGCACUGGUUCACGGGCGAGAACCUGGGCAUGAGCGGCACUGUGGACCUGCUGGACUGGAACAGCCUGAUCGACAGCCGCACCAAGCUCUCCAAGCUGCUGCUUGUCCCCAACAUGCAGACUGGGCAGCUUGAGCCUCUGCUCUCACGCUUCACCGAGGAGGAGGAUCUGCAGAUGAAGCGGAUGCUGCAGCGGAUGGAUGUCCUUGCCAAGAGAGCCACGGAGAAGGGUGUGAGGCUGAUGGUGGAUGCGGAGCAGAGCUAUUUCCAGCCAGCCAUCAGCCGCCUCACCCUGGAGAUGCAGCGCCGCUUCAACAGGGAUCAGGCGAUCAUCUUCAACACCUACCAGUGCUACCUGAAGGAGGCUUACGACAACGUGACGGUGGACGUGGAGCUGUCGCGCCGGGAGGGCUGGUACUUUGGCACCAAGCUGGUCCGCGGCGCCUACAUGGAGCAGGAGCGGGAGAGGGCGGCCCAGAUUGGCUAUGAGGAUCCCAUCAACCCCACCUACGAGAAGACCAACGAGAUGUACCACAGGUGCCUGGACUAUAUCCUGGAGGAGAUCAGGCACAGCCGGAAAGCCAACGUGAUGGUGGCAUCUCACAAUGAGGACACGGUGAAGUUCACCCUGCGCAGGAUGAUGGAGCUUGGGAUCCAUCCCUCGGAGAAGAAGGUGUACUUCGGGCAGCUGCUGGGCAUGUGUGACCAGAUCACCUUCCCCCUGGGUCAGGCUGGCUUCCCCGUCUACAAGUACGUGCCCUACGGCCCGGUGAACGAGGUGCUGCCCUACCUGUCCCGGAGGGCCCAGGAGAACAGGGGCUUCAUGCAGAGGGCGACGGAGCGGGACCUUCUCUGGAGGGAGGUCAAGAGGCGGCUCUUUGCAGGCAGCCUCUUCAGCCCCAGCCACUAACCCCAACCGUGGCAUCCAGCCCGGGGGCUCCUGUGCCUUCACCUAUAACCACUAUUGCCGUUCCCCAUCCUAGUUCUG
Molecule: messenger RNA, 1893 nt
Organism: Gymnogyps californianus (California condor)
Lineage: Eukaryota; Metazoa; Chordata; Aves; Accipitriformes; Cathartidae
Product: proline dehydrogenase 1, mitochondrial-like
Cellular component (GO): mitochondrion
Molecular function (GO): FAD binding; proline dehydrogenase activity
Source: RefSeq, a predicted model, not a curated record